Molecule: messenger RNA, 933 nt
Organism: Coprinopsis cinerea okayama7#130
Lineage: Eukaryota; Fungi; Basidiomycota; Agaricomycetes; Agaricales; Psathyrellaceae
Product: protein kinase subdomain-containing protein PKL/ccin3
Exons: 3
Coding region: 1-933 (310 amino acids)
Source: RefSeq, a predicted model, not a curated record
AUGUUCUCGACGCUACUGAUUCACGACUGUGUUGUCGGCGACGGAGCGCGCACGACAUCGAUUACUCUCAGACCCUCGCCCUCUUUCCCUGGCGCCGUCUGGUUUCAGCAAGAUCGGGCGCAACCAGCCCCUGCCACAUGGGGACCGAAGGAUCCCUCGAACUUUGACGGAACCCUCGAACUUUCCCUCGUCGAACGCAUCUCAGAGGGCCGAAUCGGCGUAACCUACGCUGCAGACGUCGUCUCUGCUGUCACGGCGGCUCCGGAAUUCAGCCGCAGCCUGGCGCGAGAGGCUUGGUUCUAUGAACAAAUGUCAUCUCUCCAGGGUAUCUCCGUGCCCCUUUAUUUCGGUUUCUUUACCUCCACUGCGCCAGAUGUCGCGGCCGACUUUGGAUUCGAGCCUUGGAUGGACCGGAAGGUUUUGUUCGAGGAUACAGACACGAUCCCAGACAACAUCGACCAAUAUCCUUCCGCGGACUGGCUAACCGACGACGUACCCGAAAACGACGACCAAGAGAUAUACGAAAACCCACCUUCCAAGCUGGAUUCACCCUGGUACAAAUGGAACCGGGAUGCCGCCAAACCGACGAUCUCUGUUCUCGUUCUCGAGCUGCUUGGCGAGCCCUGUACCGGAUGGAAGACGAAAGCAGACAAGCAGGCUGUCAAGGAGGUCAUGGAUGAUUUGGCUGAACUUGGCGUGAUGCACGACAACCUCACUCCUUGGAACACACUCGUGUUCAAGCCCUCUCCACACGGUGAGGCUCGUCUAUGCCCUCGGCACAACGUCGUGCAUCCCUGGAGGAUAAUCGAUUUCGACCGUUCGACAAUGGCAGAUCCUAACAACCUGAACGAAUACGGCAGGCGUAUGGUUACCGAUACGCAAUACAUACUGGAUAACAUCGCGGUGGAAUUUGAAUUUUGGGCGUGGCAGUAG